Zingiber officinale is the source of this 601-nucleotide messenger RNA. RefSeq names its product enoyl-[acyl-carrier-protein] reductase [NADH] 1, chloroplastic-like. The record is from RefSeq and is a predicted model, not a curated record. The coding region runs from base 5 to 379 and encodes 124 amino acids. Gene Ontology annotation, molecular function: enoyl-[acyl-carrier-protein] reductase (NADH) activity. Lineage: Eukaryota; Viridiplantae; Streptophyta; Magnoliopsida; Zingiberales; Zingiberaceae. The transcript is spliced from 3 exons. Gene Ontology annotation, biological process: fatty acid biosynthetic process.
AUGAAUGUUCGGAUGUGGUAUUGAUGUGAGUUUGAUUUGUCUACUUAGUUUCAGUGAUACUGUUCGCCAUCUAUUCGGAGCAUCAGUUGUUAUCACCGGCCAUAAUUUCCAGCAAACUCACAACAAUGAAAUGGCAGAGGCUGUGACGAAAGAUUUUGGAAGGAUUGACAUCUUUGUGCAUUCUCUUGCCAAUGGACCAGAGGUAACGAAGCCACUCUUGGAGACAUCUAGAAGAGGGUUUCUUGCUACAAUUUCAGCUUUGAGUUACUCUUUUGUCUCCCUGCUUCGGCACUUUCUUCCAAUAAUGAAUCCAUGUUUCUUUCGAUUCCAUGAAAACAAAACAAUUGCAUGUUCCAUUUGUGUGUAUAUUUCAACUUGAGAUCCUGACAAGAACAUCAUUAUCAAUCCAUCAUUAUAUCUUCUUCUUUACACACAGAAUAAAGCAAUGCUAGUAGUUAUAAUAAAACCCAAAAUAAAGUUAUCAAACAAUUCCUUUUCUUGUUGGCACAUAGAUUUUAUAUCUCAUCUUCACUUUGUUUUGGAUGUCUCCGUUAAACAUGGCAAGCGGUGCUUCAAUAUCUUUGACAUACAUAGCUUCCGA